GCCGUCAUCAAUACUGGCAACAUCAGUGAACAGUUUUGUUUGUCCUGCUUGUCUUGCCUGUUUCGGAACCAAUCUCUUCACGUUCGGAGUGUAUGAAUUAUUCGUCAUAUACAUGAAAACGUAGCAUUUCUUUCCAAUUUGAAAUGACUAUAGCUAUGCGAGUGGUGGCAGCAAUUUGAAAGAAAGCAGCAUAAAAGGCUCAUUAGACAAAAUCCCACGCCAAGCGAGUGAUUGUAUGUGUGGCGCGUGCAAAUUUACACAGGUGUGUGUAUUUGUGUGUGUGUAUCAGCAGGUGCUGUAUAGAAAAAAAGGAAAUUAGUUUUUCGUGCAUCCCGUCGUGUGUUUAUUGAUUUCUCGAAGAGGUCGGGUUUUGUAAGGUUUACGGCCUACAACUGCAAAAUAGUUCCCACAGGCGCGGUAGAGCUGAACCGUGUUCGAAUAUACUCGCUAAAUUCUACCCACACGAAGAUUAACUAAUUCAACUGCAGCCAGAAGCUUGAACAAUGACACAAAUGGCUCAAGAGGAAAUUGUCUCGAACACCAAAACGGUCAUGCAGGGCUUGGAAGCUCUUCGUGUAGAACAUGUAACUCUGAUGAAUAACCUGUCGGAGGGCAGCAAAACCGAUCCGGAUAAGAUGGAAAUAGUGAAGAAGAAUAUGGAGAACAUUGAGCUCGGACUGAGCGAAGCACAGGUUAUCGUAAUGCUGUUUGCACAUCUUCAAAACAUCGAAGCCGAAAAGCAAAAACUACGCACACAGGUGAAACGAUUGUGUCAGGAAAAUGUGUGGUUGCGUGACGAGCUGGCUAUCACGCAGCAAAAGCUGCAAACCUCUGAACAGAGCGUUGCCCAGUUGGAAGAAGAAAAGAAACAUCUAGAGUUUAUGGCCUCGGUCAAAAAGUACGACGAGAUACAGGAAAAUGAAGACAAUUUGGAAAAAUCGCGUACAGAUCCGGUGGUGGAGUUGUUUCCGGAGGACGAAACGGAGGAGCGAAACAACAUGUCGCCAACGCCGCCGAAUCAAUUUGCGAAUCAUGCCAAUGCAGGAUACGAAAUACCGGCUCGUUUGCGAACUCUACACAACUUGGUCAUACAGUAUGCAUCGCAAGGACGAUACGAGGUGGCCGUGCCGCUGUGCAAACAGGCGUUGGAGGACCUCGAGAAAACCAGCGGGCACGAUCAUCCGGAUGUAGCUACGAUGUUGAACAUACUGGCACUGGUAUACAGAGAUCAGAACAAAUACAAGGAAGCAGCCAACCUGCUGAACGACGCCCUUACCAUUCGAGAGAAAACGCUUGGUGAGAACCAUCCAGCCGUAGCUGCCACGUUGAACAACUUGGCCGUAUUGUACGGUAAGCGCGGCAAGUACAAGGAUGCGGAACCGCUGUGCAAACGUGCACUAGAAAUAAGAGAAAACGUACUCGGCAAAUCGCAUCCCGAUGUUGCCAAGCAGUUGAACAACUUAGCACUCCUUUGCCAAAACCAGGCAAAAUAUGAAGAAGUGGAAAUGUACUACAAGCGUGCGUUAGAAAUUUACGAAAUGAAAUUGGGUGGUGAUGAUCCGAACGUAGCGAAGACCCUCAACAAUCUUGCCAGCUGUUACUUGAAACAGGGCAAAUACAAAGAAGCAGAAAUGCUGUACAAGGAGGUGCUAACGAGAGCACAUGAACGGGAAUUUGGUGCAAUUAAUGGGGAAAACAAACCCAUUUGGCAGGUGGCCGAAGAACGGGAAGAGAACAAACUGAAGAACCGCGAAAACACGCCUUACGGCGAGUACGGUGGAUGGCAUAAGGCGGCCAAGGUCGACUCGCCCACCGUCACCACGACCCUGAAAAAUCUCGGUGCUCUGUAUAGACGGCAGGGCAAGUACGAAGCCGCCGACACGUUGGAAGAUUGUGCUCUCCGAAGCAAGAAAGAGGCAUUGGAUUUGGUGAAACAGUCGAAAGUGCUCGGUGUAGCGGAAGAUAACAAACGCCAGAAGAGCGGCAACAGCAAAGAUGAUAAUGAUGAUCACAACAAACGUGUGCACAAAUAGCGGGCAUUUCGCUGACGCUCGCCCUAUUUUAAAUGCUAAUCCAGCAGAACGAAUUAUACUAGCCGAUUUAAACAUUCAGCAAGGUGACAGAGUAUAGCAUAGCGAAGUGGGGGAGAAGGUGCAGUGGCUGUCCAUUUCCAAACGCUGAUCCAAACCUUCGGUCCAUCUCAUCGCAAUUCAUCUCAGUGGUCGCUUGUUCAUGUCAGCUGUUUAUUUUGUUUUAUUUGUUUAUUUGUACUUCGAUCCAUUUCGUAAAUGAUAACUAUUUUUGCUUAUUAUUUUUUCCUUUCCUUUUCUGUCUGACUCUUUCUCUAUUUCUCUCUCUCUCUUUCCCUCUUCCUCUCUCUCUUUGUUUCUCUCUCUCAGACAUGCACACACACACACACACACACACAUACACAAUUUCUCUCUCCCUCAUGUGGAAUAAAAUCUACGCAAGAGGAAAUGUUUGAUGUAAAAAACUUGCAAAGCUUAGAGGUACCCGCCCUAAUUAAAAUCAUUUUGCUUACAAUACAACACAAAUUCGACGCAGCAUAGCAUAUGCGAUUUUUAUAUCAUCCGACUUAUUCGCUAACAAUAGCGAACAGGUUUUCGGGUUAGCAUUGAACGCAUAACUUGUGAAAAAUAAAAUGAGAAAUAAAAACAUAACAAAUGGAAGCUUACAGACGGAUAAUUAAACCGUAAAUAAGAAUUGAGAUAACCAGGGCGACCAUAAGAAAGUGAACAAGCUGGCAAUAGAGCAUGGGACAAAGUUAAACAUGCAAUGGAAAAGAUUAAACAACUAGCGAGAAAUAAAGAGCCGGAGAGAGAAAAAGAGGAACCAAGAGAGAGAGAGAGAGAGAGAGAGAGAAAGAAGAAAAGAAGAGCGAGGAGGAAAAAGAAAGAGAAAAAUAGAUGCAAGAAGAAAUACAUAUAUUGGAAGGAAUUGUUCUAUUUAUCAUACAUGUCAGGACGAGCCAAGUAUAACAGUUGAAAGGAACUACGCGCUUUUGAUAAUAAAACAAAACUGCAUACCAAUUAUUUAAUCAUUUCCAAAGUAAUAUGUAAGACAGACACGCGUAUAAAAGCAUUCGACAUAAAUUUUUGCUUGUGUUUUCCGCCUAUUUGGAGUUCUAAAAAAUAA
Messenger RNA from Anopheles stephensi (Asian malaria mosquito), 3156 nucleotides. RefSeq names its product kinesin light chain (gene Klc). The transcript is spliced from 6 exons. Lineage: Eukaryota; Metazoa; Arthropoda; Insecta; Diptera; Culicidae. The coding region runs from base 504 to 2033 and encodes 509 amino acids. Gene Ontology annotation, cellular component: cytoplasm; membrane-bounded organelle; kinesin complex. The record is from RefSeq and is a predicted model, not a curated record. Gene Ontology annotation, biological process: microtubule-based movement. Gene Ontology annotation, molecular function: kinesin binding.